CCGCACUCAAUUUCAUUCCAUCGGAGCUUCCACUGCUUAAAGGACCAAUCCCGAGAACAAGGAGAAAGGAACCUCCUCUCCACUCCUCUACCCCUUCGCUAUCUCAGAACCGAUACUGGAGCAACACUUCUUUUUUGUGUGAUGUCCCGCAGUCGCUUCCCAGUCGGGCGGCACUUGUGUCUUAUCGGCCGUAUUGAACAACUGACAUGCUCCGCGACUGGAGAACGCGCCGAUAUAUCGGCACUUCAGCACCCAUCUCCUAUAUAGGGUUCUGUGAGAUAUGCUGCUACCUCUUCGCUCCGUGGCCUCUCUGGCCCUCAAUAUCCGCGUUUCAAAUACAUCUGGAUAUUUUGACGGAGUAACAGCCCCGCGCCCCGAGCCUCUACGCGGUUACAGAGGUUUAGGGGAGUCUUAAAACUGUCGGAUAUUUUUGGAGUGGUUGAGUUCGCUUCACCCGAUACGCUUCUUUCAUCAUCCUAUCUGCUUAACGUUUCGAUGACCGCCACUAGCGUCCACGAUAUCCUUGGGGGCGCAUUCUCCGGUCAGCUGCUCGCUGCUGUCUUCUUCGGCAUUAUCACAAUACAAGUCCGCACCUACUUCUCUGCCUUCCCAAAGGACUCUCUAUAUAUCAAGCUUGCAGUCUCCUUUUUGUGGGUCAUUCAAGGUCUCCUGGUUGCAUGCACGACGCAGGCUCUUUAUUGGUACCUUGUGGUUGCUUCGACUGAGAAGAACGUCCUUCCGUUCGUUACCUGGGAAAUGGCAAUGCAUCAAACUAUGACGGUUGUCUCUUCGACAGCUGUUCAAUCAUUUUUCGCAUACCGCGUGUAUGCUUUGAGCACAAGCCGUAUAUUGGGGUGCCUAGUUGAAUUGUUAUCUCUCGCGCAAUUCGGCCUUGGGAUAUCAUCUGCCUAUCGUGCAUACCAUCUUGCGAAUUUUUCCACGAUUCCACAGCAGGAACGAUGGUUGAUCGGAUCAUGGCUCCUUAUGGAGGUGAUUUGUGAUGUCACACUUGCCGUUUCGAUGACCAUCCUGUUACGCCGGCAGAGAACUGGUUUUAAACAAACCGACAACAUCUUAAACAAGUUGAUUGUUUAUUCAAUCAAUACUGGAACAGUCACAGGUGUAAUAGCUAUUGUCAUUUGCGUCGCUUUUGCAAUUAAUGGCUUCGGUUUUGUCGUUCUCUUGUUGGGGAUACCAUUCGGUGCUGUAUACAAUUUCACUAUGCUUGCCAACCUGCACUAUAGAACGCAACUCCGUCAACAUUUAUGUCCCGCACACAUGCGGAACACUGGUACUGGGCCGAACUGCCUGGGUGUCAAAGUUACCGUCGACAAGACUGUAGAACCAUCACCGUCCCGACAUGCCCUCGACUCCAGAUCCAGAUCCUUAAGUCGGAAGGGCUCUCCUGCAUCACCUCCCUGAAGUAGUUCUGGAAAACAUUGGGAUGAUUCAUGAUGAUACGCGCCUCAUUCAACCUGAAUUGGAGGAUUUGUUCGCUCCUACAAAACGAUUAUCGAAGAUAGAUCAUGAUCAAGGCAAUAGAAACCGUUGAUAUUGGUGUCCUGGAUACAAUCACGGCCAGAAACACAUACGCUCGUGCCUAAAGAGAAUACCUAUCGCUGACUACGAUGCGGAUCCAUUGGCACAGUGGAUGGAGAAGCAACUCAUUCCCCCCAAUAUUCACCAUCGCGGACGCUGAUUUUCGAAUGAAAUCGGCUAGAUUGUAACAUAAACACUCGUUGGCCUUCAUGUCCAAUUUGAUUGUGUUGGUGCCCUUUUCCACCUAGCACUAGGUUCCAUCCGCCGUACCGCAUUUAUGCAUCAUGUGCGGUUCCGCCGAUUCCACACCUCUACUCAGUGACUGAUAAGGGAGUUGAGGUUCGAUGACCGGAUAAAUGACCGGGUGGAUUGAGCGCACA
Cantharellus anzutake is the source of this 1919-nucleotide messenger RNA. RefSeq lists its product as uncharacterized. The transcript has 15 exons. NCBI's taxonomy places the organism in Eukaryota, Fungi, Basidiomycota, Agaricomycetes, Cantharellales, Hydnaceae. The record is from RefSeq and is a predicted model, not a curated record. Bases 496 to 1422 code for a protein of 308 amino acids.